This is a messenger RNA of Eleginops maclovinus (Patagonian blennie), 3079 nucleotides long. It is a transcript of the gene zc3h15, whose product is annotated as zinc finger CCCH-type containing 15. NCBI's taxonomy places the organism in Eukaryota, Metazoa, Chordata, Actinopteri, Perciformes, Eleginopidae. Gene Ontology annotation, cellular component: cytosol. The record is from RefSeq and is a predicted model, not a curated record. Gene Ontology annotation, biological process: cytoplasmic translation. The transcript is spliced from 11 exons. Gene Ontology annotation, molecular function: metal ion binding; mRNA binding. The coding region runs from base 143 to 1432 and encodes 429 amino acids.
AGCACAUCAACAACCUCACAUGUGGCCUAGAGAGACGCCGUCGCUGUUUGCGGUGUUUUAGCAUCAACUGGCCGAAACACCGAAUAUAAAACACAUAUUACGGGUUUAAUCGCGUUUCUAACAAAGCUGUAACCGAGACAACAUGCCUCCGAAGAAACCCGCCCAACCUGCGGCGAAUAAAAAGACCGUGGAGAAGAAAAAGGAAAAGAUUAUUGAGGACAAGACAUUUGGCUUGAAGAACAAGAAAGGAGCGAAGCAGCAGAAGUUCAUCAAGAAUGUGACGCACCAGGUCAAACAGGGAGGACCCCCGGGAACCAAGCCGGAUGGCAAGAAGACAGAUAAGAAGAAGGAGUUGGACGAACUCAACGAGCUCUUCAAACCCGUCGUCGCUGCUCAGAAAGUCGCCAAAGGCGUGGACCCCAAGUCGGUGCUGUGUGCGUUCUUCAAGCAGGGUCAGUGCACCAAAGGAGACAAGUGCAAGUUCAGCCACGACCUGUCCAUGGAGAGGAAGUGUGAGAAAAGGAGUCUGUACGUGGACGAGAGGGACGACGAGCUGGAGAAAGACACUAUGGACACCUGGGACGAGAAGAAACUGGAGGAGGUGGUGAACCAUAAGCACGGGGAGUCGGAGAAGAAGAAAGUCAAAACAAAUAUUGUGUGUAAGCACUUCCUGGAGGCCAUCGAGGGCAACAAGUACGGCUGGUUCUGGUCGUGUCCGUCAGGCGGAGACGUCUGCAUGUACCGCCACGCUCUGCCGCCGGGCUUCGUUCUAAAGAAGGACAAGAAGAAGGAGGAGAAAGAGGAGGAGAAGAUCUCGCUGGAGGAGCUGAUCGAGAACGAGCGAGCGGCGUUGGGUGCUAAUGUGACUCGGAUCACUCUGGAGACUUUCCUGGCCUGGAAGAAGAGGAAAAGGUCGGAGAAGAUUGAGAAAGCAAGGGAGGAGAUGGAGAAGAAGAAGGCCGACUUCAAGGCUGGGAAAUCGUUAACUGUGAGCGGGCGCGAGGUGUUCGAGUUCCGCCCGGAUCUGGUGGACGAGGACGACGACGAAGCCGACGAGACCCGAUACAUCAACGCAGACUCUGAGGAAGACGAGCAGGACGUGGAGGAGACUGAUUCUUCAGUGUUCCAGGACAUAGACCUAUCCCGUUUUGUUCCACAAGAGGUCGACAACUCGGGCAUCACCGUCGCCUCCAUGGACCGCUUCACCUCCAGGAUCAAGACCCGGCCCACAGAACCAGAUACCGAGGAGCUGCUGAACGGAGCCUGCGGUGGAGAGGCUAACGGUCUGUCGGGGGCCGAGGGGGGAGGCGAGGAAGAGGAGGAGGAAGAGGAGGUGGAGGAGGUACCGGUGGACGAGAACCUGUUCACAGGAGAAGACCUGGAGGAGCUGGACGAGGAGCUGAACACCCUGAACCUCGAGGAGGAGGACUGAGAGACCACAUGCAGUCUGUGGACCUGGACCUGUUGAGACCCCCACAGUGUGAUGGUAGAGAUGUAGAGUAGGGGUCUCCAGCGCAUAGACACAGCCGGAUGCUAACCUGCACAUGUUGGCCUAUUAGCAUGAUUUAGCAUAUGCAUUUUUGGACGGUUCUGGAGUGGUUCUGGGGCUUAUUGAGGAUGCUGAGUCCAUAUCUGACUUGUUCAGGGUCAUAAAUGUCAGUUUUAACCAGAAAAAGGCCGUAUUUGUACUUUAUGGGCUGAUUAUGCUACCGUUGGACACAGAGCACAAAAUGAAAAAGAUAACCUCAGUUUUUAGAAGAGAUAAGCAAUCUGUCCAAUCCAGAUGAUCCAGAGUCCCCUGAAACUUUACAAAUGAAUCAAAAUCAGUCCACAGAGUACAGAAAUGGCCAAUGUCUGGUUAAAACUGCCAUUUAUGAUCCUGAAAAUGUCAGAAAUGGACCUCCAAAUCUGCCAAAUAUUAACUUAGCACAUGCCAAUUAACACAACUUGUGCUAAUUGGCCAACAUAUGCACAUUGGCAUCCGGCAGUGUGUAUGUGCUCGAGACCCUACUAUACAUUUCUACCAUUUCUCCGGUGUCUCCACACCUCCGGGUCCGCAGCAGGACUCUAUGAGCUGCGGACGGACGGACGGAUGCAUGGCGCUAAAGAGACCCGACGUUUGAUUUUAAAAACUUCAGAGACUCCAGAAAUAAAGCCUGAUUAUCUCAUUACAUCACUUCCUGUCUCUGCCGACAUCUUGUUUUCUGCACCGCCCCUCAGAUCCUGUCCGUCGGCGUCCCCCCCCCCCCUCCCCACUACAAAAAACCAACGAUUGUUGCCCAUCAGUUUCUUUUAAAUCUGAAUUUGGCUGUGGUGCACUGCUGGUUGCUCGACUGGCAGAGCUUCAUUCAAGAGAAAUUAAACCGGAUUUCUGAAUCAGUGAAAUAUGAAUAUAGAGGUUUUUCAGUGAAAGACAUUAAAGUGGGAACAGAUUUUAGACAACGCUGAUGGAUGUUUGGAAAGAUCCGGAGGAGUUUGGGCUCGCACGUGACGUUUGUUUAUCUGACCAACAGUUUGUGUUUUCAUUUUGAGUUCUGGGAAAAGAACGUCUGAAUUAUGACUGUCGGCUUUCGAGAUUUUACCAAAAGCCCUUUUUUGUUUUUAGUUCUGACUCAGAAAAAGUCUAAAUUACGACUUUUUAAAUUUGACCAAAAGUGAUAUUUUCUCCUGGACCUGAAGUCAGGAUUCUCAGGAAAAAGUCAUAAAAGUUUUCAAAAGUAACAAUCAUUUUUUUCUGACUUCUCCAGUUUUGCAUUUUUCCUCUAAAAACCCCCAAACUUUUGGUCAGAUCUCCAAAGCGCCCGUGUCCCUCCUCCUCUUCCGUAGCGAUAAUAAAAGGUGAGAAGUGAACAGGAGUGAUUCUGUUGUAAGAAACUGAAUCUGUUCAUGGGCUCUGAAACCAAAAUAAAGAUUGUUUUCCAUCAGUAAAAUACGUUUAAUUUUACCUUCAGUUUAAAAGUUGUUCAUGAAACCGUUUGAAGGAUAAGUCCAGAGCCAGAUCUGAUGAAUUAUUUCCAAUGAAAUGUAAAUAAUAUGCUCCUGAGUUUCCUCUGAACAAAUAAAGAUAUCUGUACAUCCA